Cetraspora pellucida is the source of this 723-nucleotide messenger RNA. Lineage: Eukaryota; Fungi; Glomeromycota; Glomeromycetes; Diversisporales; Gigasporaceae. The record is from the annotation of a GenBank genome assembly.
GAUAUGGUUAGCCAAUGCCCUACAUCCCAUAACCACCCUGAAAUAAAUCAUGAUAAUACUCCCACAAAAGGUGAGUCAUCCACAACCUCUUUGGCACAAGAUAUUAUCGAUGAUGAUUCAGCCGAGACCCUUGAUUUUGUAGAAAUGAAACAUAAAAAACGUGUUAGUGAAGAGAUAAUGGAGAGAAUUAGGGAAAAGAAACUUCGGGAACAAAACUUAUCUUCGGAUAAUAAUUCACCAGAACCAUCCAAUUUAUCAUACAAAGAUCAAAAUUUGAAAUCGUCAACAAUAUCGCAAUCUAUCUCUAGCCACUCUGUGACUACCUCUGGUGAUAGCUCUGAUUUAUUAGAACAACUUCCUAUAAAGCAAAAAAAUAAAACGCCUGAAAUAGAUAUAAAACCUUUAAUACAAGAACUAAAUAUAAAACCUUUAAAGGAGGAUACCAUUAAAAUUGUUAAUGUAGAUGCCUCAGAAAAGCGAUCCUCUAUAUUUAGCCACUGUGUGACUGCCUUCGGCAAAAAUUCUACAGAUAACCAAUCACCUACAAUCAAAUUAAUGAAAUUGCUAGCUGGCAUUCAUAUAGAAAGUUUUUUGAAAAAAGACAGUGAAAUUUUACCUGGAAUCCUGAAAAAUAAACUACAACUUACGAAACAAAAAGCAUAUGAGCUAGCGAGUAGCCAAAUUUAUGAUGAAAUGUUAUGUUAUCUUUCAGGUAUCUCCCGA